This is a messenger RNA of Diabrotica virgifera virgifera (western corn rootworm), 2004 nucleotides long. RefSeq lists its product as uncharacterized. Bases 174 to 1961 code for a protein of 595 amino acids. The record is from RefSeq and is a predicted model, not a curated record. NCBI's taxonomy places the organism in Eukaryota, Metazoa, Arthropoda, Insecta, Coleoptera, Chrysomelidae. Gene Ontology annotation, molecular function: acyltransferase activity, transferring groups other than amino-acyl groups. The transcript has 12 exons.
AUAAACAACUACUUAUUUCGGUAUUUUAUACACGCAUACACUAUUAUAUAGGCACUAUUCUGUAUCAGUUUGGUUAGUUAACAGCUAUGCCUUUUUAAUAAUUAAAAUUACAAAGAUUCUAAUACUAAUCUAACGGUGUACAGUCGUUCUCAAACAGCAAGUGUAUCAUUAAGAUGGAUCUGCCAAAGACGUUUGAAGUGGGGAAUUACACAGAAUGCUUUUUAAGUGGUAACCAAUACUGCAAAUUUGGCGCUAUUUUAAAAUACCCUAAAGAUAAUCUGACCCUUAUGAAUUAUGUAAAGAGUAUAUACGAAGAUAAAACUCAGAGAGAUCCAUACCUUAUCCAUAGGGAAAUAUGUAUACCUAAUACGCUAUCUACCUGUAAAGAAUCGGUCUAUCAAUUCGCAAUUAACUCAAUUAAUGAAAAAUUGAAAUAUAAUAUUUCAACAUCUGAAAUAACGCAGUCUACAUGUACUAAUGGCACCUACGAAAUAAACACCUACGACAAGAUCAUAGUGUUACUCAUCAUACUCUAUACGUCCCUUGUCUUCAUUUCAACAUAUUUUGAUAAAUACAAAAGAAAUAGGUUUAGAGGUUAUCCAGAUAAGUUCCUAUUGCAUUUUUCGUUAUAUCGUAGCUGGAAAAAUAGAACGGAUAUUUCAAAAAAUGAAAAUUACCAAAAACUAUUAUCUAUGCAAGGUUUAAGAGUCUAUAUGAUGCUAAUAGUGUUCUUACUACAUCUUACGUUUAUCUAUUUUAAUAUUCCUGUAAAGAAUCCGAACUAUCAUCGAGACCUUCUUUACACUGGAGAGGCACAGUACUGGAGCAAGUAUUUACUAGCUUGGGGCACUUUUAUAGUUUUAUACUUCUUUGUAGUAUCGUCUUGGCUUGCUACUGUCCAAUUAUACAAAACGUUCGAAAAUAGCGGCAAAAUAACUUUAAGAAACGUCGUCGUUAUAAUAGUUAACAGAUAUUUCAGGUUUAUAUCAGCCGCCAUAUUUAUUAGUAUAUUUAUAUCAAACUGGAAAUACGUAGUGAGCACGCCAUUCAAUUUUGAUGUGAUGCGAUAUACUGAUAAUAGUUGCCAGCAAGAUUUAUUAUUAAACAUAUUUAUGAUGGCAAAUUUCAAAUACUGGAAAAACAUAUGCUAUCCUGUAACAUGGUCACUAUCAGCAGAUUUCCAGAUGUAUAUUAUUAAUGUAAUAGUAAUUUACAUAAUCUUCAAAUACAAGCUGAACGAAUUUAGGGUAUAUUUCAGUAUGUUGGUAGGUUUUUGUUUUAUUAAUGGAUUCAUGAUCUACUGGUAUAACGCAGGAGUUAUAUUUAAUUUUGACGCCAGGGAAACUAAACUGUUUAUUCUUGACGACUCAGUAGAUUUUGCCAUAAAUUACCUAUCUACUUUUUCGACAGCGUCAUCAAGUUGUAUUGGAAUAAUAUUGGGUGUUAUCUAUGUAAACAUUAAAAGCAAAGAGUUUAGUAAUGGAAACACGCUAUACUCAAUUGUGUGGUUUCUUCUAUUUUUGGGGUUGCCGAUUUUUGCAGUUGUUUUAAGUACAAGAGAAGGCACAGGAUUUGUGACUGCAAUUUACGGAGCCUUAGUUAAGCCUGUCUAUUGUUUAGGCUUGGGAAUAGGUGUCCUCGGUAUGGCACUAAAUUUAGGCGGACAUAUGAAAAAGAUAUAUGAAAAUAAAUAUGUUGUAUUUUUGAGCAACUUUACUUUUAGUGGUUACAUUUGUCACUGGGCCCUUCUUCAUUUUCUUAUUAGUAUCCACGAACCUCCUACCCUAAGUAACGGCUAUAUAGUAACAGCCUAUGUAAUAUUGUCUGCAGCUUCCAUAAUAGUCGCAAUAUUUUUUACUAUAUUCGUUGAAGAACCACUGUUAUCAUUGCAGAAGGCUAUACUACCUCAGAUAAAGGAGCAAGAAAAUAUAAAAAAUGAAAUGACCAAGAAAAUGUUAUAAAUGUAAUAUAUUAAAUAAAUUAAAUUUUAGUUUUAUUAUCAUA